This is a messenger RNA of Alligator mississippiensis (American alligator), 6016 nucleotides long. It is a transcript of the gene TMEM164, whose product is annotated as transmembrane protein 164. Bases 77 to 967 code for a protein of 296 amino acids. The record is from RefSeq and is a predicted model, not a curated record. NCBI's taxonomy places the organism in Eukaryota, Metazoa, Chordata, Crocodylia, Alligatoridae. The transcript is spliced from 6 exons.
GCGCCUCGCCUCGCCUCACGCACGGGGCCUGCCCCACCCCGCCCCGCUGUGAGCGGGGUGUCGGCGGCGCUGCUGCAUGUGGCGCCCCGCCAUGGCCCGCUACAGCCUCGGCGCCGCGCUGGACUGGCUGUACGGCGGCGUGGACCCCAGCUUUGAGGGCAACGGCGGCCCCGAGUGCGCCGCCUUCCUGUCCGGCCGCCAGCGCCUGCUGGAGAGCCUGGUCUUCCUCAGCCUGGGCGUCGCGGAGGCGCUGCUGGCCCUGCGGAGGAUCCGGCGCCUGCCCGGCAGGGAGGAGGAGGAGGAGCGGCUGCUGCAGCGGGCCCCGGCCCCGCACGAGAGCCUGGGCAAGAACCUGGUGCUGGUGGCCCUGGCCCUCACCUUCGGGGUGGAGGUGGGCUUCAAGUUCGCCACCAGGACCGUCAUCUACCUGCUCAACCCCUGCCACGUGGUGACCAUGAUGCAGAUUUUUCUCCUUGCCUGUCCUCCUUGUCGGCUUGCAAUGGUUCUCUUCAGGCUGCAGAUGCAUAUGUUAAAUGGCGCUCUCUUGGCACUGCUGUUCCCUGUGGUCAAUACACGUCUGCUUCCAUUUGAGAUGGAGAUUUAUUACAUCCAGCACGUGAUGCUUUAUGUUGUGCCCAUCUAUCUUCUGCGGAAAGGAGGUAUAUACACUCCAGAGCCACUUUCCAAUUUCUGGUGGGCUCUCUUGUCUACUGGGCUUAUGUUUGUGUAUCAUUUUAGCAUUUUACAGAUCCUGGGACUGGUCACAGAAGUGAACUUGAACAACAUGCUAUGUCCGGCCAUCUCCGAUCCUUUCUACGGGCCGUGGUAUCGAAUCUGGGCAUCUGGACAUCAGACUAUCAUGACUAUGGCUCAUGGGAAGCUUGUAAUCUUGUUGUUCCACAGUGCUGUCCCCAUCUUUAAAUAUAGUGUGGAUUUGCUUAGACUCCCAGCUAAGAAAAUAGACUGACAUUUCUCUCUGGAGAGUAGCACAUACAGGAAGGCGAGACCUGCAUUCAUACUGGAAAAGAAAGAGGAAAAUGAAAGGACGGUGUGUUUAAUAUCCCCUUGUCCCCAUACAGGCUUUUUCCUUGUAGAGAUCUCUAUAAUAGUGUGAAGGUUUUCUUGCAGCAGCUCUGUUUCACUGCCUGUAGCCAAUGGCAAAAUUAGUGGCCUUAUUCUGAAAGAGGUCAGUAUUUUUCUUACACACUUUUUUGCAGGUGACAAUGGAACCUCACUAUUUCCUGCUUCACAGUGCCCCAAAUGGGCAAAUCUGUCCAUCUUCCAAUACAGAGAGUGGUACUGCUACCUCGUUAAAGAUGUUGCCAUUUUUACUAAACAUCCUUCAGCACUUGUAUUGAUCACCUGAAGAAACAAAGCUAAAUUACAAUUGAACUGCAAUGAACAUGGAAUGUUUCAAACUCAUCACCCUGGCUUACAUUGUGUUUGAAUUUUGUAAGUUGGCUCUUUAUUGAAGCAAUGUAUUGAAGCCUGUUCAAAAGGGUGAAUUAGUGAGGUUCUAUUGUUUGUUUAGGCUGGUUGAAGAAUGGGGAACAAUAAGAAUAACUGGUUCCUUUUUUUUUUUUUUUUAAUUGGACUACUUGAUUCUCAGCUACCCUGGGGUGGUGUUUGGCUGUUCAUCACAUCUAACAGCUAUGGUAAUGCUUUGACUUGUAUGAAUGAAAAAGCUCAAGAGGAAAUUAUAAAAAAAAAAAAAAAAAAAAAGGGGGGGGGGUGUAAGCUAUUGGGGGACCCAGUAUUCUCAGCUGCCUGUGAACAAAUGCAGUAGGUGUUCAAGAGACACUGUCAGCUGAAACGGCUUAGCUGGAGAGAGAAAUUACAAAACUUCACUUAAAGAAUCUGAAAUUUUACUUUAGAUUUUUAGUUUUGAAUGUUUCCUUCCCUGUGCCUGUAUUAAGCAGCAUUGUACUAGGCUGUGAGGAACAAUGUAAAACUGUUCUGGACUUGCUAAUAGCCUACAUACUUCUUAUGUAAAGAUGCAAGCUAAAUUGGUAUACAGGGUUUGACCAAAUCACUCCAGCUCCCUAGUGUAGAUAGUUUUACCUGUAUGAAGGUGUUUAUACCAAUCUUUUUCAGUUAUAGUAACUGCGCUAACAUGUUGCAUUGAUUUUUUUUUUAAACUAAAUGUACUUGUUUGCUUGCACAGUUCUGAACUAGAGAGGCUACAACCAGGAACAGUAUAACCAGUGUAAGAAGUAAAAUGUGUGUCUCACUUUUCUAAAAGUGCAGCAAUAAGAAGCUGCACAGAUGAGUCGGCAAGUGGUGAAUCUUGACAAGAGUUCCCUUAAUUUUUGAAGUCUCAGGUUGUCCCUGCAGGCUGUUUUCUCAGUGUUGUCACAGGACUAUAGCAGAAAGCUAUCUUUUUUUUUUUUUUAGAUUCUUUGCGUUGCAUUGCCACAGCCGUGACUGUGCAAGAUGCCACCAACUCUUCCUUCAACUGAGUCGCUCUGCAGGCAUGUUCAGAAGUUAAGGUACAGCCAUGUUAUACCUCAAGAAGUAAGAGUUACAAACUUGCUCUGAUUUUUACAAGGGCAGGUAGAGGAAAGGGUGGACAGUGGACUUCAAAUAUUUUUUACUCCACUUGAUUAAAAAGUGAAUGUUUUGCAGCUGAUUUUAGCAGUGUCCUGCCCACCUGUAUUGUGAUCUCCAAGCCCUUUUCUGGAUUCCCUCUGUGCCUGGCUUUGUGUGCAUUAUAUAUAUGGUAAAGACCCUCUACUACCACAACUUGAUAAAAAGGAGAUUUAUGUAGGCUGUCCAACCACAAUUGUGCAGCUAAGUUUCUAUUACUGUGACCUGCAAAAUGCACAUUCCAACUCCCUCCCUUCAGUAGGGAAAGCUGAGCCCUGGAUAGCGGCAAGAGGGUCCUGCUUCAGUGUGCCUGGCACUGUGGACACUUAAGUUGAUGCUUAAUUUGACUCUGAGUAGUCACUGUUAGUCGUACAAAGAUAGGCACGUGCUGUUUGUUUGCAGCAAUAGGUUCUUCAGAGAGAUGGGACAGCAGCAGUAUUUCAAAGCCUAAAUCCUUCAGCUGAAGAGCACUUAACUCCCACGGAAGGUUUGCCAUUUCCUUGAGCAGGAGGGCAAGUUCCAUGCAGGCUGCCCUCAGGUUGCAGGCUCCUACAGUACAGUGUUGGAGGCUCAAUAGUGCCCCUUACUUGAAUAAGCUUGAUCUAGGAUCCUCUGGGUGAAAGCAUACAAAACUGCCUCCCAUCCCUCAGCUAUUAAGGUUAUGUUGGCUUAUUUAUCUACCUAGCAGUCCAUUGAGAGAGACCUUGGGCCAGAAUCAACCUGUUAUAACUACAGUGAAGUGUGUUUAGAGCCUCACAAGGGAUGACUUUGACCUGUCUCUUGAAAUCAUUUGUUUUUUGAUCAUCUUACCUUGCACCUUCCUAACCCAUUUUUACCAAAAAAUAUAUAUAUUGCAGCUACUUUUGACAGGCAAACUCAGACCAGCAGCAGUCUCACAUUUUUUACUACAGCAUUGUCUACCUGCCAACAUGAGCCUCAGGGUGUGCUAGAUAAGCACAGCAACAGAUGCCCGAUGCUGACGCCUAUGGUCAAAUAAUGCGACUGCUAGAAGUUUUCAGCUGCAUAGCUCAGGAAGCCCAACCAUAAGACAGGUCAGAGUGCAGAAUUUCUAGCUCUUUUGGCAAAUUGAACAAUUCAGGAACAGGCCUGGCAGCUUGGAGUUUGUUCCCUUAAAACUGGGAAACACUCAAGUGCAUUGGCACCUGCCCCAGUUUCUGAAAGGGAGGAGACUAUGCUGGGGGAACACAGGCCUUUCAUUUGUUUGGUGCUGGUGUGGAAGGGGGGUAACUUUCCUUCCUAGCAGUCUUGCUGUCUGCGUGAGAUAACUUUGCCUUCACUAGCUUGCACAUGCCAAGUCACUCACAGUGUCCAGGAAAAAUCAGUUUUAGGACUGAGCGCCAGCAGACUGCACACGCCAAAAAAUGCAUUCCAGUGCCCAGAUCUUCACUAGCAGGGAGAUCAUUCCUGAUUUUUCUUUAACAUGACAGGAGUCAGAACUGUGUGGUAGAGUUAAAGCACCAUGGCGUGGAGGGAGCCAGAACAGAUGCAAGCAACUGUGCUGGUCUGUGCCAAUGGAAGAGAGAUCCCAAACUAAGCCUCACGUUACUUCGUAUUCUUACUUUAAGGGUGUUGUGUUCUUCAGUGGUAAAGUCACGUGUGUACAUUGCGGGCUCUCUGCUGAAUGCUCUGCUAAAUUACAUCUCAGAAAACUAGUGCAGUUGAAUUGAAUUCAUUCUGAGGGACCUGGGGAUCUUUCCAAAGCAGCGUUCUCCAGUGGUUAGGUGGGCCGUUCCAAGCACUCCAGACUCUGCCCUUUUCUCUUGUCUAUUCUACAGAAGCCAUUAGUAGUUGUAAAAAUCAUAAAGGGAAUAGUGUAACACUUCUGCAGCACCAUAAUGGCUGGCAGUAGCUGUGGACAUUAAUGUUUGGGUGCCAAGGCUUCCAGCUGUGCAGAGGAUGUUGAGUGCUGUUUUUUUCCAAAGGUUUAGACGCACCUGUGGGUGUGGUGUUUGAGCCAUGAAUCCAUUUCUUGACUUUCUUCCAUGUAACUGCAUUGGAAUUUCUUCCAUGUAACCAAAGAGGAAUUUGCAUCUUGUUUCUCUUUCUUAGGCUGAAGAUCUAACAGCAUGUAGUCAUGCUUAAAAACGUACAUACAUCUCAAUGGAUGGAAGGCCAUUGCCCCUGAACACACUUCUAGCUAGGUUUUGGUUUGACUUCUUUUAGUGCUUGAGAAAUGCUCAUUGGCCAAGGCCAUUUUGCUGUUAAGCAGAUGCCACCUUGCUAAAGCUGAGGCAUGAGCAGUCGGUUCAUUUGUGCACUUUAAGGUUUUAGAGUACCUCAUUGUAGUGGUAUUACCCCUCUGUCUGUGGCCUCAAUCAGGGUUUUGAUAUUUCUGUAUAUUUGAUAACUGAAUGUUUUGUAAAUCCUAUCUGUGUUUCUCUUUCAGAAACAGCUAUUUGCAACUGUUGAAGUACUUGAUUUUUAUGUCCCAUGUUGUGUCUGAAACCACAGGCAUUAGUUUCCUGUACAUUUGUAGCUACAUAGAAGUCAGAUGUGCAGUUUUUUGCUGUUGCAGUUGUUUCCAGUUGCAUUUGUUGUGUUAUUAGAGGUGAGCUUUUCAGAAAUAGUGGGGUUUUGGUUUGUUGUUGAUUUUUUUUUUUUAGGUGGGUGACAAAAGAAUUGUAUAAAAAGUAAAGAAGUGACCUUUGGAAAGUGUCAUUUUAGUAGUGCAUAACAAAGCUCUGAGAUCAGUAAGGCCAAAAAUUGGAAGGAGGUGUCUGAUAUUAGCCCCUAUGUGGAAGGUAGGUUCAUUAAGGCAGAGAAGACUACUUUGUUUUGUGUUUUUGCUCUCAUUACAGUGAAAAGAUGCAUAAUAAAUAUCAGUUCUUUUGUGAGCUUGUACUCAAGGUGAUAUUGCUGUACAUCUGUUUUGCUGCUUCGAGUGUCAUUUAGUUAAAGCCAAGCUGUUUAUAAAAUGGUUUUUAUUUUUCUUCAGGGUCAAUUUUGUACUUUUUUUUUAUUUCUGCAUUUACUGAGUCAUUAUCUCAAUGCUGCAGAGAACACAGCAGGCAGAGCAGUGAGCACACCCACAGUGUUAUCAACAGCCAUGCUGUGCCAGGGAGCUGGAAUCGCUGCAUGCACUGAGCUGAGGCACACAGCUGUCUUUGGAAAUCGGUGGUUCCAGUUGCCCAACCCUCUGUCCAAGCACCGCGUUAUCUGGGUGCAGAGGGGAGUGGUGGCAGCAGGAAUUGAUGUGGGGGGUUUGCUGCCAUAUCUGCUGCUAGUUCUGAGUAAUUUGUAAGGUGAUCUAAAUUUUGUAAACUUUUUAAUGUGCUAAAAACUUGGUGAUAAUUGCUAAGAAGGGGUAAUUUGUGUACUUGUACUCCUUGUUGGUCUCUACAUGAGGUCCAAUUCACUGGUCUAAUAGUUGUUAAAUCUUUAAUGAAAAGAAUAAAUACAUUCUAAUGUA